GUCGUGGGGUGGGGGAGACUCGGGAUCCUCAUUCAGCGGUUCUGGGAGGCCCAGGAAGCCCACGGCCUGGCUUGGGCACCAUCACCCCCGCCAGGCCACCAUGGUCCCCGGCUGGCUGCUGCUUCUGGCGAUGGCUCUGCCCCCGGGUGCCAUGGGCGCCAAGGACUGUGUGUUCUGUGAGCUGACCGACUCCACGCAGUGCCCCGGGACCCACAUGCGCUGUGGCGAAGACGAGGACUGUUUCACGGGUCAGGGGGUGGCCCCGGGGCUCGGCCUCAUCAUCAACAAAGGCUGCGUGCAGUCCACUUCCUGCGGCCACGAGGAGCCCGUCACCUACAUGGGCGUCACCUACACCCUCACCACCACCUGCUGCUCCGGCCACAUGUGUAACAGGGCCCCCGGUCCCGAAAGCGGCCAGCUGGAAGGGGUCACCGCCGCCGGCCUGGCGCUGGGCCUGCUGCUGUUCCCACAUUUGCUGUGACCAACCUGAAGGGCAGGGCCUGGGACUGGUCUCCCGGCCUCACUGCUCCCCGAGCCUCCUGCCUCCACCCCUCCCCCUCAUUAAAUGCCCAGAGGCCCUGGACAACC
Messenger RNA from Acinonyx jubatus (cheetah), 588 nucleotides. RefSeq names its product sperm acrosome associated 4 (gene SPACA4). The record is from RefSeq and is a predicted model, not a curated record. The coding region runs from base 101 to 481 and encodes 126 amino acids. The transcript has a single exon. Lineage: Eukaryota; Metazoa; Chordata; Mammalia; Carnivora; Felidae.